Molecule: messenger RNA, 1102 nt
Organism: Argentina anserina (silverweed cinquefoil)
Lineage: Eukaryota; Viridiplantae; Streptophyta; Magnoliopsida; Rosales; Rosaceae
Exons: 4
Coding region: 371-916 (181 amino acids)
Source: RefSeq, a predicted model, not a curated record
CAUUCUUUGCAUUCCAAUCAAAAUUGAUAUAAUCUCUUGAUGACUUAUAAUAUAGCAGCUUAUUCAAUGGCUUUCUAAAGUUACACAAGGAAAAGCAAGAGAGGAGUCUUCUGCUGCUACCAACAAGAAAAAAAAUAGUAAUGAUCAAGAAGCUAAACAGAACUACAUAAUUUUCUUUAAGAGUGGGGGUGUUGGUGUUUAUCAAAAAACAAGAGGAUUUGAAGAAAAAAAAUUUGCUCGUAAGAAGUUCAAGCCAUUUGCCUUUCUGUGUAGGAAGGAUAUAGCACAGGCUUGCUUUUAUAGUACUGUUCAUCUGAGAAGACUUGAUAGCAUAAAUAGAAGGCAGCAAAAGCAGUAUUGGACUCUAUCCAUGAAGAUGAAGAAAGAAGAUAUUGCUAGAGAUAUGGACAAUAGUAACAAGGUGGAUCCGGCUACAGUAGGCAGCAAGGUUUUACCAGUAAGUGACUCAACGUUAUCAAUCUCUACUAACACAAACCAGGACCAGUGUGGAGCAUCAGAAAAGAAAGAAAGGAUUAAGGAGGACAAGACUAAAACAUUAUCAAGAAUGAAGGAGCUAAUAAGAUGGGCUGCUGCAGCAAAAUCAGCUGAAAAGGGAGGAAAGUACAUUGGCCGAAAGGUUCUGCAAUUUCGCAAUCGUGGAACUCUAAAACCAGUACCAGAUGAUGACCAGUUAAGCAAUGACUCCCCAAAGAUCAGCUUUAGAUGGGAAUUGGAAAGCUGUUCCGCCACUUCCUCUGCCUACUCGGCAAUUUCAGUAGCAUCUUCAUUGAAGAAUGAUCAAAGUUUAAACAUUCAAUCCUUGGAUUCAACAAAGUUUCAAAACUCAGAUCACUGGCAACCCAAGAAAGGCAAUUGGAUCACCUCAGAUUCAGACUUUGUUGUGCUAGAGCUAUGAAUGGAAGAAGAUGGGGCUAGAGUGUAGUUUUCAAGAGCUUCUUCAAUCAAACGCUUGAUCAAUGUACCUUAAAUAUAUAUAAUGAUUGAACAUCUUUAAUUUUCAGAGAUGUUCGAAUGUAAAAUCAAGGAAUUGAUAUGUCAAUGAAAUUUGGCCACAAUUGAACCAAAGUAUCCAAGUGGAGCA